This is a messenger RNA of Lasiosphaeria miniovina, 1008 nucleotides long. Its product is annotated as DUF323 domain-containing protein. Gene Ontology annotation, molecular function: methyltransferase activity. The coding region runs from base 1 to 1008 and encodes 335 amino acids. The record is from RefSeq and is a predicted model, not a curated record. Lineage: Eukaryota; Fungi; Ascomycota; Sordariomycetes; Sordariales; Lasiosphaeriaceae. The transcript is spliced from 2 exons.
AUGGAUCAAAUUCUCGAUGUCGGUGGGGGUGAGAUACAAGCAUAUAAUAAAGCCCUCCUGGAGAAGAAACUUUUCUGGGGCCAAGGACCUUUCACUACCCUCAAAGGACAUGCCCAAAAAGUCCUACCCACUUCUGUCAUCUACGGCGAUACAGGCCUCGAGCUCUGGGCAAGCAUCACGCACUUGACGAGCUACUACCAGACCAGAGAGAAAGCAGCUUUGCUUGUCGAGAAUUCCCCAGACCUGGCAAGAUGGAUCCAGAAGGAUAGUGUUUUGAUCGAUCUCGGAUGCGGGGAUAUUCGUAAGCUCACACCGCUGUUGGAAGAGCUUAACCAAUCGCAAAAGUCGGUCCUGUACUGCCCACUCGACCUCUCGCGUAAGUCGAUCGAUCGAGCCAUCCAACAGACCAAAGGCUCUCUUCUCCCCCAUAUCAGCGUCACUGGUCUGUGGGGCUCGUUUGAAGAUGGCGUGGACUGGGCGAAUCGCAACUGCGGUAACCGACCCAGGAUGUUCCUCUCCCUGGGCUCCAUACUUGGUAAUAAUCAUUUUGAGGAUGCGGUGGCGCGUCUCAUUUGGCUGCGCUCGACAGGUUUGCGCAGUAAACAUGACAGGAUCCUUCUGACCAUGGAUAAGACCAAAGAUCGGGACAAGAUCUGUACAUCGUAUGACGAUGCACAAGGUCUGUUCACGCGGCUCAUUCGUCAAGGGUUCCAAGAUUCAAACGAUAUCCUUGGCGACAACUGGUAUCGCGAGGAAGAUUGGGCUCUUCUGCGCAGGUUUACACGAGACCCAACAAUGCAUCGAUUCGUCUUUCAAGCCAAGCACACCAUCGAAUGUCCGACGAGAAAUGUGACAUUUCGCCAGGGCGACGAGAUCGACUGCUACGAAGGUUUCAAGUACGGGCCUGAAGAGAUGGCAGAGCAAUUCAAAGCGGCAGGGAUUCACGAGUACGCGCGUUGGAAGGGUCCACACAAUGAUAUUUGUAAGCUGUUGAUUGCCCAUGAUUGA